Messenger RNA from Notothenia coriiceps (black rockcod), 700 nucleotides. RefSeq names its product CCAAT/enhancer-binding protein zeta-like. The transcript is spliced from 3 exons. The record is from RefSeq and is a predicted model, not a curated record. Gene Ontology annotation, cellular component: nucleus. Bases 32 to 700 code for a protein of 222 amino acids. Lineage: Eukaryota; Metazoa; Chordata; Actinopteri; Perciformes; Nototheniidae.
GUUGGAGUCUCUGAUUCACAAACACCCCAACAUGAAGGCGGUGGUGAGCUGCGAGGUGGAGAGACUCAUGUUCCGACCCAACAUCAACCCCAAGGCUCAGUACUACGCCGUGUGCUUCCUCAGCCAAGUGAUGCUCAGCCACGACGAGGCAGAUUUAGCCGCCAAACUCAUCACCAUCUACUUCUCCUUCUUCCGCGCCUGCGUGAAGAAGAAGGACAUCGAGUCCAAGAUGCUCAGCGCGCUGCUGUCGGGCGUGAACAGGGCGUAUCCCUACGCCGGCUCCGGAGACGAGAAGGUGAAGGAGCAGCUGGACACGCUGUUUAAAGUCGUGCACCUGGUGAAGUUCAACACGGCCGUGCAGGCGCUCAUGCUGCUGUUCCAGGUGAUGGACUCGCAGCAGAGCAUCUCAGAUCGAUACUACGUCGCUCUGUACAGGAAGCUUCUGGACCCCGGUCUUUCUUCCUCUUCUCGUCACAGCAUGUUCCUGAACCUCCUCUAUAAAUCCCUGAAGGCGGACAUAGUGGUCCGUCGUGUGAAGGCGUUUGUGAAGCGCCUGCUGCAGGUCAGCGCCGAGCAGAGCGCCUCCUUCACCUGCGGAGCGCUCUUCCUCGUGUCCGAAGUGAUGAAGAGCAAACCGGCUCUCAAGAUCCUGCUGCUGGAGGACGGGAUUCCCCAUGUGAAGUGGUUACACACCACAUGA